Molecule: messenger RNA, 2400 nt
Organism: Cavenderia fasciculata
Lineage: Eukaryota; Evosea; Eumycetozoa; Acytosteliales; Cavenderiaceae
Exons: 6
Coding region: 1-2400 (799 amino acids)
Molecular function (GO): protein binding
Source: RefSeq, a predicted model, not a curated record
AUGAAUAAAAGAUAUAGACAGCAGCAAUACUUUAUUACAACAACAGUAUUAUUACAGAUAUUAUAUUUAUUAUGUUGUAACUAUGGCCAUCAAGGAGGAGUGACGGUUUCAAAUGCACAAACACAAAGUCCAAGUCAGGGUUUAAUGAAAUACACCACCAUUGUGACAUAUGACCAAGGAGAAUGUAGCUCUGGCCAAAUACCAACCAAUCCCCCCGAAAAGAUAGUAUCGUUUACGCCAGAAGAAUGUUACAGGUAUCCAACUCGUAGUAUAUUGACUCGAUGGAAUUCACCAACCUCUGUUCAGCUCCAAAUUUUCAACACGAUGACCUGCCAAGGAAUGAUUCUGACCGACAUGACUAUCGACACUUCCAUUGCAGGUUGCCAGAAUCCAUUCGGUCUUCCCAAAUGGUUUAUCAUUCUAUUUGGAAAACCACAAGCUCCAAUCAUCGGAUCGUUACCAUAUUUAUACUAUGAAAAAACUUCACUCAGUUUCUUUUGUUAUCCAGGUGUAGACAGAUAUUACAGUGCUAGAACCUACUUGAUGCCUGGUAGAUGCACAUUUAGUGAUUAUAUGGGUAUUGCUGAAAGAGGUGUUGAUGGUACAGACACAUCGAUACAGACUAUCAACGAUGCUGUCAAUUGUGCAGGUGCAACUACCACCUAUGACUAUGAUUGUCCUGCAGUCAUCAAUCCCUACAGAAUAGGCUUGGCAUUCAAAACAAAACCAUACACUCGAGUCACAGGCACUGUCACUGUUCUAUCGUACACUGCCAUCAGAGUACUCGGGCUAGACCUUGGUUUCGAUCAAAAAGCAAAUGCCUUUACAACGGUGAUGCUCAACCAAUUAUCAACAAGCACACCUUACAAAGAUGGCUAUUCAUUCCAAGCUUCUACAAAUAUGACCUUUACAAGUUUAACUGCUGGCUUUUCAGGUACCAUAUCAUUUUACGUUGAUGGUUUUGAUUAUGUUAAUAAUAUUGAAGUUGCUCCCUUAACAACUCAACCUUUUACAAUUCCUUCUUACCCAACGAUGACAACUAUUACACCAGUAACUGUUACUACCAAUUCUAUUACUAUUACGUAUGGAUCUACUGGUGGAUUUGUAACCAAUGGAAAUACGUAUGCUGUAAGUGCUACCAUUUUACCAUCGACUACACUUUUGUUCCCACAAUGCUCGGCUAUUACAACAUGUCAAUUGGUCGGACUGCCACCAGGCGCUCUCGUCAACGUCUCUGUCACCGUCUCCAACAGUGGUUCAUCAAGCACCCAAUUUAUAAUGCAACAACUUGUAAAACCGAUAAGCAACCUUGAUUUUGCAUUCCAAACGGCCUAUUCGACCGGCAACAUCACCUUUUCGUAUAGUGACACAGGAUACGGAGAGACAAACUUUAUUACAAGUGUAAUGGAUCAAACUACAUUGGCCAAUACUACGUACAACACCAAAAAUAUGUUUCAACUAUUUGCAGUAGCACCAAGUAUACCAACCAAUUACAGAGUCAACGUUACUGCCCUCAACGAUGGAAACAUGUUACAAGUUAUAAAAACAUUUAAUUGGUUAGGAAAUAUUCUACUUAGUAAUAUAACUAUAACAGAUAUUACAUCAAUUUCAGCAAAUUUUUGGUGUAAUAUUGAUAAUUUGGCUACUGGAAAUUACCAGAUCCCCAUUACUUCAGCAACUGGUUCUUUAGUGUCAAUUGGAAUCAGUUCAAAAGGACCUAUAAAACUAUCCCUUACUCCAAACACUCAAUACACCUUUUCAGCCACUGUUAUUGAAGCAACGACAUUCCGUAAAUCCCAAACACUCCCAUUCGUCUUUAGUUCCGUUUCAACCAUUCAAAUCACUGCUGUUGAAACGAUCCAAAAAAUGAACGCUUUAAACCAAACCUAUUUACAAAUAAGACCAACGAUACAAGGUGGAUCUCCCACUAUUCCUACUAUUUUCCAAUCAGUCUCUACCAAUUUCACAAAUGGAGUCACAUUUAAUACCUCUACAAACUCAUUUACAGCUCCAAACCUUGCAGUUCCAAGUGGUCCAUUUAAUUUAAAUAUUAGAGCAUCUCAACUUGAUGAUCAAGUAACAAGUAUUUUUACUUUUAGAAUUUAUAAAUUCCCAUCAGUUGAUCAAAUCAAUGUAACAAGUGGAUAUGAAUCUGCAAACGUUUCAUGGACAAGUAGUGGUGGAGUACCUGGAACCAUUAGUUACGAAGUGACCAUUUAUAAUCCGAGUAGUACACAUCCAACCCCUGUUUCUGUAUGCUCUGGUGUUGCCACUAGUUGUUUGAUUACCAAACUAACUUCCAAUACUCCCUAUGCCGUAGAUAUCAUUGUCUCUUCUUCUCAAUUUGAUGAUUAUGUUAAAACAUCUUCAAUUCAAACUUUAAGAUGUAUAUCCAAAUAA